This is a messenger RNA of Microstroma glucosiphilum, 3510 nucleotides long. RefSeq lists its product as hypothetical. Gene Ontology annotation, cellular component: cytoplasm. Gene Ontology annotation, molecular function: ornithine decarboxylase activity. The record is from RefSeq and is a predicted model, not a curated record. Lineage: Eukaryota; Fungi; Basidiomycota; Exobasidiomycetes; Microstromatales; Microstromataceae. The transcript has 2 exons. The coding region runs from base 1 to 3510 and encodes 1169 amino acids.
AUGGUCGACCUCUCGCACUGCUUUGUCCCAGUGGCACCACCCACUGCGCCUCCCUCGCCCGUCUCGGAAGCACUCUUCUGCAAGGAUGGUGACGCUUCUGUUUCUUCAAUCUCAGUAGAGGGCCACAUCAAGCCAAAGGGCGGCUCACAGCCCGUCUACUAUGGAUCCAUCGAACAACAGCUUCGCACUGUCCUCGGCGAUGUCAAUGUCGACGAGUGCGAUGCGAACGGUGAGAAUGCCUUCUUCGUAGCCGAUCUGUCCGAGGUCUACCGGCAGCAUGUCAGGUGGCUGCGAGCUCUGCCUCGCGUCAUUCCCUUCUACGCCGUCAAGUGCAACCCCGACCCUUACGUCUUGCGAUUGCUUGCCGCUAUGGGCACCGGCUUCGACUGUGCUUCCAACGGCGAGAUUCAAUCAGUCCUCGACCUUGGUGUCUCACCAUCACGCAUCAUCUAUGCCAACCCUUGCAAGGCUGCUUCUUUCGUGCGAAAUGCCGCUGCUCACAACGUGUCUCUGACCACCUUUGACAACCUCGACGAGCUGCACAAGAUGAAGCGCUUCCAUCCCUCUUGCAAGCUCGUGGUGCGCAUUCUGACCGAUGACUCGAAGAGUGUCUGUCAACUCGGCCUCAAGUUCGGUGCCCCUCUUGACACGGUACCUCGUCUCCUGGCAAAGGCUCGCGAGCUCGAGCUCGACGUUGUGGGUGUCUCUUUCCACGUUGGCUCUGGCUGUUACGACCCCAAUUCCUUCGGUGACGCUGUUGCCAGGGCGCGAAAAGCUUUCGAGUACGGACGCGACGCGGGCUACACCUUCGACCUGCUCGACGUGGGCGGUGGCUACGAUCACGACAAUUUCGAGACCAUUGCUGAUGUUCUGCGUCCAGCCAUUGACGAGCACUUCCCUGACGCCGACUACGCUCCUGGUGGAGCCCUCGUUGAGGGCAAGCCCCACGGACUUCGCAUCAUCGCAGAGCCAGGAAGGUACUACGUUCAGAGAGCCUUCACGCUCGCUUGCAAUAUCAUUGCCAAGCGAGACGGGAGGACAGAGGUCUCCGAGGAGGAGCUGAACGAGGGCAGUGAGGCCACUGAUGCUUCUGAGCCAGUACAAGAACUAUCACCUCAGAUCAUGUACUACCAGAACGAUGGUGUAUACGGAGCCUUCAACAACAUCAUGUUCGACCACCAGAGCGUUCACCCUCAGGUGCUGACCCUCAACCGGCGCAUCGUCUGGCCAGCUGGCUCAAGCGAUAAGGAGACCUCGAAGGCGGCGAGCUCUACGCCUGCCCCACGGGUCGUGCCUUGUUCCGUCUGGGGUCCUACAUGCGAUUCGAUCGAUCUAGUGCGCAAGGUCGUACCUCUGCCAGAGUCGCUAGAGGUGGGUGACUGGCUAGUCUACGAAGACAUGGGUGCCUACACCAUCUGUGCUGCCUCCAACUUCAAUGGCUUGAGGAGGAGCGAGGUGAAGUACAUUCUGGGUGGCGGUAGCGCUGGGCGAAGCCAGGACGCGAACAGGACCUUUGGCAAGAGAGCUCUUGCCCAGGGCUCUACGCCUGUGAUCCUCAUCACUGACCCAUUCAGAAGCAUCAGCAGCUCUCAGCUAUCGGCUAUGGCGUCGUCGUCGCUGUCCCCAUCCCCUGGCCCAUCUUCCUCGAAUCUAGUCGCCUCGCUCACUUACCCCUUGACGGCAUGUCUCCCUUCACAACGACGCUCGGCCGGCGAGCCUUCCACUUCCUACCCUUCUCUCUUCGGUCGAAGACAAAUCUCCAACCAGUCCAGAGGUAGCGGCAGGGACGACUUUGCCUCCCUUCUGCACCGCUCCUCCCGAGGCGAUGCCGGAACAGAUACAGAGUCAGACACGGACGCCAUCUCCCUCCUCUCGGGCAUCGCUGCCCGCUCUCCCACUUCCUCAACGGCAGCCCGAGCUCGAGCGGUAGAGCGAGCUCGACAGAGGAGGAGAGAGCAACGCGCUCGACAGGCCGGCUUGUGGGGAUUGGGAGACUGGGCGAGCGAAUUGCUUGCCUGUGGGCUUUUUGGAAGACCGAAGAGUCAGAGGCGGAGGCAGGGGUUGGGAGAGGAGAGAGGCGAGAGAGAGACGGACACAGCGCUUCGUGAACCGCUACUCGAAGACGAGGGUACUGGAGAUGAAGGUGAGGGCCGACUUGGGAAUUCGGAGCUGGAGAGUGGAGACGAGGACGCAAGAUCCCUUGCGGAGGAAGCUCUGGAUGCUCAGGUCGCUGCUUCUCGAGAUCAAUUGGCGCAGGAGCCUGUCCCAGCCAAAGCCUCCAAGCUGAAUGAUCAGGCUGUAGAAGACGAUAUAUCGGCUAUACAGGCAGCAGAGGAGGCAGCUCUCGCCGCUGAGGAAGAGCAAGCCGUACUUGAUGCUCAGCGCAAAGCGGCAGAUAAGGCAGCCAGGGAGGGCUUGCUCGCCAGGGAAGCGACGAAGUCAUCACAAAUAAUGUCACAAGCAGAGAUCGAAGCAGAGGCCGAAGCUGCGGCUGGAGGUUUCGAGAUUGAUGAAGAAGCUGGACCUCUGCACGACGGCCAAGAUGAAGACAUGGAUCGCGACGGCUAUUACGAUGUUGACGAAGAUAGGAGCGAGCAAGCGUACUCUGAUGCAGAUGAACCUUACUACGACAAUGAGACUUCACCCUCUGCCGUCAUCCAUCAUCACCACUACUACGACUACCAGCCAUCCGAACAGCACACCACAGACCCGCUAUCCUCCACAGCCUUAACAAGCCCUUCGACUGUCCACCCCGAGCCGGACGAGACACUCCAGGAUGGAGCAGACGAGGAAGACGAAGCAGACAUGGCCGGUCUGGGUCUUGGACCACGAAGAAAAAGGGGAUACAGCGCCAGCGUCAAUCGCAGCAGUGACGGUAAGGUCAGGAGCCGAGAUGGUAGCAGCGCCAACGACAGAGUCGGAUCUCAGCCGUACUCAGGCCGCCUUUCAGGCUCAGGCUCAGGCUCUGGGACUGGCUCAGCUGCUCCCAGUAGGAGGAGUGGAGAGAAGCACUACCAGUACCCUGCCGCCGCAUCGAGUGCUUCAAGAGAGUCCUCAGGUCCGAGGAAGAGGCACGGCAGCGCUGGUCCUCCCUCCCUGGGCUCCAGCUCAAACAACGGUGCCCGCCGCUAUCAGCUUCCCCGCACUGCACACAAGAUGGACGAUAGCGCUGCGGAUGCCGCUGCUGGGGGGUUCGACGAUUGGGAGGUCCCGGCUUCUGCUACAGGCGGUGCAGACGAGCAGACAGAACAGCACGAGGAGGAAGGAGAUGAGGCAGUGCAAGAAGAUGUGGACGUGUGGGGCUCGCCGAGCAGUCAGAUCUCACCGAAGAAGAUGAGCUACAGGGAGAGACGCUACCUCGGCAAUGAGCAGGUCAGUGACGGUGGUAGAGGCGGUACUGCUGGGAGUUCGGACGGUGGACGAUCCUCGGGUGGAAGGAGCGGGAGGAGUCGAAAGGAACGGAGAGCUACAGCGAUGGACGAAGGGCUGGAAGAGGCGGACGAACUGUAA